Molecule: messenger RNA, 504 nt
Organism: Penicillium malachiteum
Lineage: Eukaryota; Fungi; Ascomycota; Eurotiomycetes; Eurotiales; Aspergillaceae
Exons: 1
Coding region: 1-504 (167 amino acids)
Source: RefSeq, a predicted model, not a curated record
AUGCCACCAAUCGCUUCAUACAAUCCCAAGCUAUCUCUGUCUCACCGACAUGAAGCCCGUGCCGGCCAAGGUCCACAAGAUCGACCAUUAGAGUCGAUCUCAGUCCUAGCACCGUUCUCCGCUCUGAUCCUUUCCACCACGCUGAUAGUCCUAUUCCUGAUUCAAUUCCACCUCCUAGAGGGGUUUGUCAUGAAACGACUCUAUAGACGCGUCUACCACAAUCUCGUUACAACCGCAGUUGGUACUCUCUGUGAGACAAUCGUGGCAAUGUGGCUAUUUGGAAGUCUAUGGCAUAGAUGGGGGACUGCAUUCAAAGUUCUCGCGCCUAUUUUGAAUUCUGCGUUCUCGGCCGCACAGGUUCAUGGAAGUUUUGGUUUUUGGAAGAUGUACAGGCGUCAGCAAGGAUACAUGAAUGAGGAGAAGGAGUUGGAGAUUAUCAGACAUAUUACGGCAAGCUUGUCUGAGCCUUUUAAGCCCUCUAAGGCCUCGGUACAUGUGGCCUAG